Messenger RNA from Lathyrus sativus (Indian pea), 1269 nucleotides. The record is from the annotation of a GenBank genome assembly. Lineage: Eukaryota; Viridiplantae; Streptophyta; Magnoliopsida; Fabales; Fabaceae.
AUGUCUUCAUCAUAUCUUCCGGCUACAACAGAGUCAAUUGCACAGGCAUUGGAGGCCAAAGACCAUUCCGAUUCAAUCUCCAUUCUAUAUCGUGUGCUUGAUGAUCCAUCUUCUUCACCCGAAGCUCUGCGGAUGAAAGAGCAGGCCAUCACAAACCUUACUGACCUUCUCAGGCAAGAGAACCGGGGAGAGGAUCUGCGUAGCCUUCUCACCUCAUUGAGGCCCUUCUUCUCCUUGAUUCCCAAGGCAAAAACUGCAAAGAUUGUAAGGGGAAUAAUUGACUCGGUUGCUAAAAUACCAGGGACAUCUGAUCUACAAAUUUCACUCUGUAAGGAAAUGGUGCAAUGGACUCGUGACGAAAAGCGUACUUUUCUGAGGCAACGAGUUGAGGCAAGGCUUGCAGCGCUUCUGAUGGAAACUAAGGAGUAUUCAGAAGCUCUGACUCUUCUUUCCGGGUUGGUCAAAGAGGUUAGGCGAUUAGAUGACAAGCUUCUUCUUGUAGACAUCGACUUGUUGGAAAGCAAGCUGCACUUCUCAUUAAGAAACCUUCCAAAGGCAAAAGCUGCCCUCACUGCUGCGAGAACAGCGGCAAACGCCAUUUAUGUUCCUCCUGCUCAGCAAGGGGCCAUAGACCUUCAGAGUGGAAUACUUCAUGCUGAGGAGAAGGAUUACAAAACUGGAUACAGCUAUUUCUUUGAAGCCUUUGAGUCUUUCAAUGCUCUUGAAGACCCUAAGGCUGUUUUUAGCUUGAAAUAUAUGUUGUUGUGUAAGAUCAUGGUGAAUCAAGCUGAUGAUGUGGGUGGAAUUAUAUCUUCUAAAGCAGGAUUGCAGUAUGUUGGACCUGACUUAGAUGCUAUGAAAGCUGUUGCCGAUGCACAUUCUAAGCGAUCCCUGAAGUUAUUCGAGUCCGCUUUGCAGAACUACAAGGCCCAGUUGGAGGAAGAUCCAAUAGUUCACAGGCACCUUUCUUCUCUAUAUGAUACCCUUCUGGAGCAAAAUCUUUGUAGAUUGAUUGAGCCAUUCUCAAGAGUUGAGAUUGCACAUAUUGCUGAGCUUAUUGAGCUUCCCAUCGAUCACGUUGAGAGGAAGAUGUCUCAGAUGAUUUUGGACAAGAAGUUUGCUGGGACGUUGGAUCAAGGCGCUGGAUGCCUUGUCAUAUUCGAUGAUCCCAAGACAGACGCAAUAUAUCCGGCCACUUUAGAGACCAUUUCCAAUGUUGGGAAAGUGGUUGACAGUCUUUAUGUUAGGUCUGCCAAAAUCAUGGCAUGA